CAACCUCACAAUUUCGCCGUGAUUGUCGCCUCGACUGUCGUCUCUUGCUGGCAUUCACAGGAGGGCGAGGAUCAUUCAGCUACCCACCGGUCCCCUACAACCUUGCAAGCGUUGGCAGGGCUGAUCACAACAAUCUAGGGUGCUCACGAUGGCUUCCACGGCAGCCGCCAGUGAUGCGGCAGCAGCCGCUGAAUUUGCUUCGAGGAGAUACGUCUGGAUCCCUGACAAGGCGGCGGGGUACUUGUCAGCUUGGGUCGUGAGGGAGGAGAGCAAUGGCGAAACAAGCGUCUGCAGUCUGGCAGAUGGAUCGUCGCGAAACGUGGCGACGGACGACCUUAGCAAGAUGAACCCACCCAAAUUCGAAAAGGCAGAAGACAUCGCAGACUUGACAUUUUUAAAUGAAGCUUCUGUAGUGCACAAUCUGAAAGAGCGAUACUACAGCGGUCUAAUCUACACAUAUUCCGGAUUGUUCUUGGUUGCAGUCAAUCCGUACCGCAAUUUGCCCAUCUAUACGGAUGCCAUCAUCGCAGCCUACAAAGGCAGGAGGAGGGAGGAGAACGCGCCGCAUGUGUUCGCGCUGGCAGAUGGGGCCAUGAGGAACAUGCUAGAGAUGCGCGAAAAUCAGUCGCUGUUGGUGACCGGAGAGUCUGGUGCUGGAAAGACCGAGAACACAAAGAAGGUCAUUCAGUACCUCGCAGCCGUCGCGGCGGAUCCUACUGGUGGGCUGACUGGCGAGGAGGCUGCUGGGAUCGGCUCUCCCUUAACUGAGCCCGUUGCACAGCGCACUGGCAGUAUUGUGCGGAGUCACAGCUCUCGUCAUGUCUUGGAUCAGCUGCGAGGCGUGGAGGCUUUGGCGUCUAAGCGACUCGGCUUGCUGGAGCGCCAAAUUCUGCAAGCCAACCCAAUUCUAGAGGCCUUCGGAAACGCGCAAACAAUCCGUAACAACAACUCUUCACGAUUCGGCAAGUUUGUGAGGAUUGAAUUCACAAGCGUAGGAGCUAUUGCUGGUGCCAACAUCGACUGGUACUUGCUUGAGAAGAGUCGAGUGACGACGCGAAGCGACAAGGAGCGAAGCUUCCACAUCUUCUAUCAGAUCUUGCGCAGCAGAGACGAGGGGCUGAAAAAGGCCCUUUUGCUUACAUCAUCGCCAGAAGAUUACGCCUAUCUCAAAGCUUCGCGCAAGCAUGUCGAGGGAGUCGAUGACACAUCAGAGUGGCAGGCGCUAAUCGAGGCACUAUCGAUGGUAGGCUUUGCUUCGGAGGAGCAACACAACCUCUUCAAAGUGAUCGCUUCCAUCCUUCAGGUCGGCAACAUUGAGCUUGCUGAUGACCGAUCUGAGCAGGCCCGUAUCACAAAUGGCGCACAGGUCGAAAAGGCUUGUCAUCUGCUGGGUGUACCCGUGCAGGAGCUUACAACUGCACUUGUCAGACCUAGAAUCAAAGCUGGGCGCGAAUGGGUUGCUCAGGCCCGCACGAGGCAACAGGUGCAGGACGAAAUGGCUGCACUUUGCAAGACAAUGUACGAGAAGAUGUUUGGGACCAUUGUGGAUCGCAUCAAUCAAGCGUUGGAUCGGCCUACAUCCAAGAGCACAUUCAUCGGAGUGCUCGACAUUGCCGGCUUCGAAAUCUUCGAGGUCAAUUCAUUUGAGCAGCUUCUUAUCAACUUCACAAACGAGAAGCUACAACAAUUCUUCAACCACCACAUGUUCGUCUUGGAACAAGAAGAGUACGCAAGAGAGGCCAUCGAAUGGGACUUUGUGAACUUUGGCCUUGACUUGCAGCCCACCAUCGACUUGAUCGAGGCGACAAGUCCAAUCGGCAUCCUGUCGUGUCUCGAUGAAGAGUGCAUCAUGCCGAAGGCCACGGACACCACCUUCACAGAAAAGCUCAACCGCAUUUGGGCAACAAACAAAGACGGCACAGCCAAGGACACGGCAGGGCAGGCCUGGGCAACCGAGAGAGGUGUGGCACAUGGAUCCACGAAGUUCGCCUCUUCACGCUUCGGCCAAGGCUUCACAGUGAAGCACUACGCUGGCGAUGUCGAGUAUCGGACUGCUGGCUGGCUAGAGCGCAACAAGGAUCCUCUCAACGACAACCUUACCAGAGUCAUGUCGGAAUCGAGCGAUCGCUACAUUGCUGCAUUGUUCAGCGAAUUUGCAAGCGAUGAUGCGCCAGCAGCCCAACCUCAAAGCGCAGGUACUCCAGUCAUUGGCGGUCCCAAGCGGCGCAUAAGGAAGGGAGCUUUCCGGACGGUAGCGCAGCGACACAAAGAGCAGCUGACAUCCCUCAUGGGUCAGCUCUCGUCUACGCAGCCCCAUUUCGUGCGAUGCAUUGUGCCGAAUCACGAGAAGAAACCCGGCAAGAUGGACGUACCCUUGGUCCUCGAGCAGCUCAGGUGCAAUGGCGUUCUUGAAGGCAUCCGUAUCGCCCGACUCGGCUACCCCAAUCGCCUGCUUUUCACGGAAUUCCGCAAUCGAUACGAGGUCCUGACGCCAGGCAUCAUCCCUCGUGGCUAUAUGGAUGGACGCAAGGCAUGCCAAAGGAUGGUGGAGGCACUCGAGCUCGACCGUUCACUCUUCAAAGUCGGCUUGACGAAAAUUUUCUUCAAGGCUGGCGUUCUGGCUGAUUUGGAAGAGAGACGCGAUGCGCUGCUGUUUGAUAUCUUCUCGAGGUUCCAAGGCGCAUGUCGAAUGUUUACUGCUCGUCGGCAGAUGAAGAAGAUCCUCAACCGAGCUGCCGCCGUGCGCACGAUCCAGCGCAAUGCGAGACUCUACGUGCAGCUGCGCGAAUGGCCGUGGUGGCAGGUCUACACCAAGGUCAGGCCACUGCUGACUGGCACCAGGCAUGACGAAGAGUUGAAGCGCAAGCAACUCGAGCUCGCCAUGGUCAAAGAGCGGGCGGAGCGAGAUCAAAGAGAAAGAGAAGCGCUAGAGUCACUCAAGCACACCCUAGAGGCGGACAAGAAGAAAGUAGAAGACGCUUUAGAGGCUGAGCGCUCCCUUCUAGCAGAGAAGGACCAACUCUUGGCUCGAUCAAAAGAGCGCGAGUCGGCGCUGGAGGAAGAGCUUGCUACCAUGCAGUCCGAGCUCGACCAGUUGGACAGCCAAGUAGAACGAGCUCUCGCAUCGCAGAAGGCCUCGGAAGUCAGUCGCGCCGAGCUGCAAGCAGCGCUCGGCACAGCCACUGCCCAGAUCCUCAGACUGGAGCAAGAGCAGAGUGCUAGCAAAGACCGCGAAGCUCAGAUAACCGCGGAAGCGACUCGACAUGCUGGCGAGCUGACGCAGCUGCAGCAAGAACGAUCGUCCCUUACUAGCGAAAGUGCAGACCUCAAGCGGAAGAUUUUCGAGAAAGAUCAAGAUCUUGAGCGUAUUCAGAAACGCAUGAAUGAAGCGGUAGCUGCCGUCGAGCUGCGGCUCGCGGAGGAGACCAAAGUGCGGCAACAACACGAAGCCAAGAGCGUGGAGCUAGAGAAUCACGGCAGGACCUCUGCGCGGGAACUUGCUGAAGCGACUGCCGGCGCCGCAGAUUUACAAGCGAAGCUAGUCAAGCAGAGCAGUGAACUAGCAGAGCUCAUGAACUCGGUGACGACGCUGACCCGCGAACGUGAUGCGCUGACCCGUCAGCUUGGCGAGCUCAAGGUUGCUCAGGAGACGCUUGCGCAAGAAUUGAAGGCUGCACAAGCCGAUGGAGGGCGAGCCGCCGACUUGCGCUCGCAAUUGCAAAAGGAGCUCGAUGAGACUCGUCGUUUGAUGGACGCCAAGACGUCUGAAGAUACCAAGCAACGAGAGCUGCACCGACUGAAGGAACAAGAGCUGCAAAGCCUUAGAUCUGAGCUCGCCCAAAUGCAGAAACAACAUGCAGAUGCGGAGCACACUAGCAGUGAGCGAGUCGCGGCGCUGCGUGUCAGCCUGGAGGAGCUACGGCAGGAGCAUUCCAACCUUUCUCGGGUGAGAGAUGACUUGGCUCAGAAGGCCGAUCAGUCAGAGCGAGCCCUCGUGCAGAACAGGUCUCUCGUGGCAGCGGCCGAAAAAGCUCAACGUGCCGCCGAUGGCGAUUUGCAAGGAGCGAGAGAUCGCAUCGCGGCGCUCGAGAGAUCGCAGGCGGAUUCGGACCGAGCUUUGCAAGAAGCACUGGCCCGAGUCAAUGGUGCAGCUGCGAAAGCUAGAGACUUUGAAGAUGCCAUGCUGGAGCUCGAGCGUGGACAAGCAGCUUGGAAGGCAAAGGCCGAUCAGGCAGCCGUGGAACUCUCUGCAGAGUCGAAGCGAAGAGAGCUGCUCGAAAGCUCUUCACGCCAGCACGAGCGGAAUAUUAGCGUGCUUCAGCAACAGCAUGGUGCGAAAGAUCAGGAGCUCCAUAGCCUGCGUGAAACCCUCAAGGGUACGCAAGCGGAGCUCAAGACUGCGCAGUCCAUGACGAACAAGACCAUCGUUGAGCACGUCCACGUUCUGGAGGAGGCUAAGAAGUACACCGACAGGCAACUUGCUGAAGCCCAAAGCAAGCUGCAGGAGCUUGCUCACUACACCAAGACCCUGGAGAAGAGCAAGACCAGGCUCUUGACGGACAAUGAAGAUCUCACAAGAGAGGUGGCACGGCUUCAGCAGGCCGAUCGUGCCGUCAUGAAGAAUGUUGGCUCAAGCGGCGUCACGACCAUGAAGAACGUCGGUGCUAGUGGUUCGACAGCCUCUACGAGCAGUGACAACCGAGCUGUUCGCUCGCUGGAAACCAAGGUCGCCGACUUGCAGCGGGAGCUGACCGCUGCUCGAAGGGAGCGCGAUAGCGCACAGUCAGAUUCGCGUCGCAAGGACCUUCAGCUCGAUGAAGCUGUGAGCCGAAGUCGGGCGCAGUACGAAAGCCGCAUCGCAGCGUUGGAAAGAGAUCUGGCCGGCUCUCAGAAUGCUCGAGGCAACACUUUGCAGCAGUUGUCCAACCUGGCUCGCCAAGGAGGCAGUGGAGCUAGCGACGCUUUCAGGAAGCAGCUACUUGCUGAGCUGCAAACUGGCUCUGAGGAGCUGCAGCAAGACAUGGUGGCUAAAGGGGAGGCUCUUCGCAGUCACAAGUUCAAUGGCACUAGCACAGGCAACGGCGCGUCGUUGCGCGGCUCCAACACGGGCGGCGCUGUGUCCAGCUCCCGCGCAUACUACGAGUACAAUAGCGCAGCGCCCCGCAACGGCUCGACGGUCACACCAGUUAGCGCUAAGCGAGCCUCUCUUGAUUUUGGAGGACCAGGAGCUGCGUCACUGAAGUUCUCAAAUACCGAGGCCGCUGCCGCUUCGCAAAGGACGCAGGCCGCUCUUGAGGCGCAGCUCACAGACGCCAAGCAGCGCCUAGACAGAGAGGUCCAGAUGAGAAAGGACGAUGCAACUGAGAAGGCGCGCUUAGAGCGACAGUGGCAAGAGCACCAGAUCAAUGUCGCGUCUCUCAAUCAGUCCGCUGCUGAAGCCAGAGACGCAGCGGAGAGGGCGCACGCUGCGGAGCGGUCCUCCAGACUCGCGCUGCAGGAAGCGGAGGCAUCGACGCGCGAAGUUCAAGGAAUGGUCGCGGCCCGAGAUGAGCACAUACAGUUCUUGGAAGCUGAGCUCGAGGCGCUUGAGACUCGACUACUUCAGGGCCAGAGCUCUGAUGUCAGCGACCUCCUCGAAGCUUCCCGGCGAAGAUUCAGGCAGGAGCUGCAUACUGCUUCAGAGGAGACCAACGAAGCUCGGGCAAAGCUGCAACAGCUUCGCGAUGAGAAUCUGCAUCUGCGUGCCUCUAAUGAGGAGCUCAACUCGUUGAAGGAAGCGUACGUGGCGCUAUGCGAAGAGCAGGGAGUUGAGUCCGGGUUGAUCAUGUCGCUUCAGAAGGCGGUCGAACGAUACAAACGUGUUGCAGAAGAGCACAUGACAGCGUUCAAAGAACUUGAAAGUGAGUCAGUCACGUUAUGAAGUCGUAUUUGAAAGCGUAUUCACAUGCUUGGAAGGACGCUCUUCUUGAUCCUUUGCAGAGCAAACAGCCACGCUGCGCCAAGGAAGCGUACGCGGGCCUGGUGGUCCUUCCGAAAGCCUAUCUCCUCGUCGCCGAUGAGCGAUUACAUAUAUUUGCGCAAAGCGUC
Molecule: messenger RNA, 6087 nt
Organism: Ceraceosorus guamensis
Lineage: Eukaryota; Fungi; Basidiomycota; Exobasidiomycetes; Ceraceosorales; Ceraceosoraceae
Exons: 9
Coding region: 149-5920 (1923 amino acids)
Biological process (GO): vesicle transport along actin filament; actin filament organization
Cellular component (GO): cytoplasm; vesicle; actin cytoskeleton
Molecular function (GO): actin filament binding; ATP binding; microfilament motor activity
Source: RefSeq, a predicted model, not a curated record